AUGUCUGGCACCGGUUUCUUUCCUCCUCCGCGUUACUCGCUGGGUGCGGUAUUUAAAUUCCAAUAUCCAACAGAUAGUGAGUGGACCAUUACCGCCAAGAAAUCCCAGAAGAACCAUCAGCUGGGUGAGAAGGAUGCCCAAAAUCUGGAUAAUUACUCAUAUUCGACCGCGACAUUCAUGGUUAAAAGCAAUUUGGAUGCACGAGAGGGCUUUAUGCGUGUCUAUGUCCAGGUUCCGCACGAGGGCCAAGAGUUUUUUCCGCGUGAAGAACGAGCCAAGCAAGCAGCAACUUCAUCACAUAGGGAGGUUUCGGCGAUGAAAGCUUUCCACGCAAAAGAAUCGACCAUAACACCACAAAUUUUUGGUCUUGAAGAAGCUACACAAGACGAUGAAGGAUUUGUUCCUGGUGGGUAUGUCAUUCACAUGGUCACACAGCGUCUUUCAGGGACCCGACUUGCUGAUGACCUUUUGGCUCCCGGGUAUGGACACCUGAAUACGUUCUUUCAGAAGUUUACUCGGAUCCAACGAGAUAAAAUUCGGGUAUGCUUUGAUAACGAAUUCCUCAAACUUUUGGCCAUGGGAUGGUUGCCAGAUUUUGAGUGGGCUACGCAUUUGAUAUGGAACGAAAGUUUAUCAACACUACAUUUUUUUGAUUUCCGAUGUGCCUACAAUCGUAGCGAGGAUUAUUUGCAGCCUAUAGCUCUCAAGACUACAAAAUUGGAUACCUGGAGCGAUUGGGGUCUUGCUACCCCCCUCCCCCGCCUGCUCGGCGUGUUAACGAGGCCGAUUCUUCAAAGUGGACACUUUAAGUAG
Messenger RNA from Penicillium malachiteum, 813 nucleotides. RefSeq lists its product as uncharacterized. Lineage: Eukaryota; Fungi; Ascomycota; Eurotiomycetes; Eurotiales; Aspergillaceae. The record is from RefSeq and is a predicted model, not a curated record. The transcript is spliced from 2 exons. The coding region runs from base 1 to 813 and encodes 270 amino acids.